UCCCAGCACUCACAUCACAGAGGCCAACAGAUCUCUGAGUUCGAGGCAAGUCUGGUCUACAUAGCAAGUUUUAGAACAUCUGGGGCUACAUAGUGAGACCCUGACUCAAAAUCAACAGGGUUGGAGGGUUUGAGGGGUGAGAGUUGAGGCCUACCUACACUCCAGAUUAAGACAUACAUCAUAUCCAAGUAUUCAAAGUUUGUUUCAUGAAGUUAAUAUACAGCCCAGACCAUGGUAACUGGCGUGAUCACUACACACUAUCUCAACCAAAGCUCCCUAUUCUGGAAGCCAAGUCUUGGGGACUUUCUCCUGGUGAAGCCCACUCCCCCCCACCAAGAAGAGGACAUUGGAUUCCCUGGGACAGGAGUUACAGGUAGUUGUGAGCCACCAUGAGAGUGCUGGAGAUCAAACCAAGGGUGCUCUUAGCCAUUGAGCCAUCUCACCAGUCCCAGUGUUCACUUACUAAACCUGGACACCCGGGGAGGUGUGUGUUAGCCAUUGAUUGACCCACAGUCUAGAAUGAACAAGCAAAGGAGGUGACCACUCAAUAGGGGAAAACCUUGAAACUAAGGUAAUCAGUUCAUUAGUUGUUUGUUUUUAACUGUUAAAAAAUGUAUGAAUGUUCUCCAUGCAUUUAUGUCUGUGCCUAGAGACUCAGAAGCCAGAAGAGGGCAAUGGAUCCCUUGAAACUAGAGUUACAGAUGGUUAUGAGCCACCAAACCCCAGUCUUACCCACUGAGCCAUUUCUCCAACCUCUCGUUGGUUUAAUUUGUGUGUGUGCACUGAGCACAUACCUCAGUCAUUUGUUCUGAAAACUGAAACAGUGUUUAAGAUGUUCGAUUGGAGAUUCUGUCUUAACCCUGGACCUAGCAUAGCACACCCAGACCUAUGUGUGAUAAAUUCACUGGUUCCACCCUGGCAGGACAGGAACCCAAUCACAGCCACCAACUUCUAGCUGGCCCAUGGCUUCAGAGAGCUCAAGACAAUGAGAUGUAUGCAGGCUGUCCCAAAAAGGAGUUUGUCCAAGCCCUGGUGAAGCUCUCAGGUAUUUUACAAACUAUUUGGUCUCUGGACCCAGUACAAUUUGGAGAUUUUGAUUUGGUUUUGCCUCUAUCCUGGCUUGCCUCAUAUAUUUGCCCCAAUCCCAUGAAGCCACUCACAAACUGAAGCAGAAAAUUUACCUUUCACCCUUAGCCCAUCACUGCCACCAAGUUGGGCAGCAGUGGCCCUAUUUGGCCAUCUGAGCUGGGGCACCAGAUAUCCUAGGGCCAAGGCCAUGCCUGACCUGCUUUCGAAGGUUCUUCUCUGGCAUUUUUGUCCUUGCCACACAGACUUACUUUCCCACAAUCUGCCAGGCCUCAGAGUUUUGCACAUCACCCCAGAACCAAAGGCCUAACCCAGCUAGCUACCCAGCAGUUGGAGCUGCCUCUCCUCUGGCCCCGCCCCAAUUCACGUGGCACCACCCUGGCCACAACUCCCGCCUCCCACCAAUUCUGCGGCCAUGGUUGCGCUCAAGGGCAUUCCGAAGGUGCUGUCCCCGGAGCUGCUGUUCGCGCUUGCGCGGAUGGGGCACGGAGACGAGAUUGUUCUUGCAGAUGCGAACUUCCCUACUUCCUCCAUCUGCCAGUGCGGGCCUGUAGAGAUCCGAGCAGAUGGCCUAGACAUCCCACAGAUCCUGGAGGCUGUGCUGAAGCUGCUGCCCCUGGACACCUAUGUGGAAAGCCCGGCUGCUGUUAUGGAGCUCGUGCCCAGUGACAAGGAGAGGGGCCUGCAGACCCCCAUAUGGAACCAUUAUGAAUCCCUUCUGCUCAAAGCUGACUGCAAGAAAGCCCUGAUGAAAAUAGAGAGAUUUGAAUUUUAUGAGCGUGCAAAAAAGGCAUUUGCUGUUGUUGCCACUGGGGAGAUGGCGCUCUAUGGAAACAUUAUCCUCAAGAAGGGAACUCUUGACCUUGAUCACUCAUAGAGACCACCUGAACCCAAUCAGCAGGUCACCCCUUUACAGCACCCAGACCUGGACCCCAGUCUGGGGUUCAGGAAAUUGGCAGAUCUUGAGUGACGGCUGACCCUGGCAGAGAUUUCCUCCUUCCCUGAUUUGUGAAAUUGAAAGGGGAGGGGAGAAUAGUCACUGUCAAUCUUUAAAGGUUUUGUAUGCCUAAAA
Messenger RNA from Cricetulus griseus (Chinese hamster), 2158 nucleotides. NCBI's taxonomy places the organism in Eukaryota, Metazoa, Chordata, Mammalia, Rodentia, Cricetidae. The record is from RefSeq and is a predicted model, not a curated record.